UUACACCAUAAGCCUUCAAUGACAGUCAGAUUCAGCUAUUUUCGAUUCUAUGUCGAAUUUUCGUCGUUCCAUUCCUAAUGUAGCCAACUUAGUUUCACAUUCGUCUCCAUCUCUGGCUCCAAUAUGGCGGCAUCCGACGGCAUGGCGGCGCUCAGCCAGGACCUCAUGCUGGUUCCUGGACCUAGCACUGAACCUGAAGUUCCUGAACCACUGCCAGAACAUUCCCCAGCUCCUCCAACUUCUCCAACUUCUCCAUCACCCAAAAGGCGGCGCAGGGGGACACAAUCUGCACCCAGCAGGAAGCGAAACAUCACCUGGACUCAUAUUGAGUCCCAGGUGCUUGUCCGGGAAACGCUUCCUUGCUGGAUGCAGCUGUGUGGUCCCCGCUCCAGGGAGACAAGCCCGCAGUGGAAGUUGGAGAAGUGGGAGGAGAUCUCCAGGAAAGUUGAGGCGAUGUAUCGCCAUCGGCGUGACCCGACUGCCUGUCGGAAGAAAUUUAGCGACAUAAAGCGUUCCAUUGUGCGCAAACGCGGGCAGCCGGGGCGCCGAGGACAGCCGUUAUCUCUCCUCCCCCAUGAGGCCGAGCUAUUAGCUGGGAUAGGGGAGGAUGAGAUAGCCCAGCUGCAGGCUCACCAAGUUCGUAUCAAGGCCCAGCGGCGCCGGAAGCGGAGGGAGGAGGAGGAGCAGGAGUCCUCAAGUUCUUCCUCAAGUUCUUCCUCAAGCAGUAACAGUGUCAUCCAGUCAGAGGGGGAGACGCAGGAGGAGGAGGAGGCUGAGGCGGGAACGCCCACAUCUACUGAGGCUGAGCAGGAUGUGGAGGAGAUCUGCCCUGGGGUGGCUGUUGGGAUUGCUCAGGAUGGUGUCCAACAGCCAGGCGCGUCAGGUCCAGGGGAUCAGGAUGAAUACAUUCUAGACCUCCGGGCAGUGGAGGAAGACCUGAACCUGCACGCGCCUGGUUCGGAUCACAGUCCUCCCUCCCCAGCAGUUUCUCCGGCGCGUGAUCUCCUCCACCCUUCAGCAUCCCCCCACCUACAAAUUGGCACGGGCACCUCCUCCCCACAUCAAACAGGUCCAGGACACGCCCACUCUCCAGAGCCAAGGAGACCCUAUAGGAGGCUGUCUCAAGCCCUGGCCCUCCUAAAUCGACGGCAGAUGGCUCUGGAGAGGUACCAAAGGGCAACUAGGAGGAUGGUUAGCAACAGUUUGGCAGCCAUUCACUCCACACUUGAGCGCCUGGUCACCAGGUUGGAGGGAAAUGAAUGAGGGGCCUUUUUUUUU
Rana temporaria (common frog) is the source of this 1278-nucleotide messenger RNA. Its product is annotated as splicing factor, arginine/serine-rich 19-like. Lineage: Eukaryota; Metazoa; Chordata; Amphibia; Anura; Ranidae. The record is from RefSeq and is a predicted model, not a curated record. Bases 124 to 1263 code for a protein of 379 amino acids. The transcript is spliced from 6 exons.